Cynoglossus semilaevis (tongue sole) is the source of this 3539-nucleotide messenger RNA. It is a transcript of the gene pth1r, whose product is annotated as parathyroid hormone 1 receptor. Gene Ontology annotation, cellular component: plasma membrane. NCBI's taxonomy places the organism in Eukaryota, Metazoa, Chordata, Actinopteri, Pleuronectiformes, Cynoglossidae. The record is from RefSeq and is a predicted model, not a curated record. Gene Ontology annotation, biological process: cell surface receptor signaling pathway; intracellular calcium ion homeostasis; adenylate cyclase-activating G protein-coupled receptor signaling pathway. The transcript has 13 exons. Gene Ontology annotation, molecular function: parathyroid hormone receptor activity; G protein-coupled peptide receptor activity; peptide hormone binding. The coding region runs from base 1313 to 2923 and encodes 536 amino acids.
AACAGCAGGAGAACCUGAGAUUUAAAAAAAAAAAACCCGAACAUCUCCUGUAUUAUGUCUCGGUAACCCAACACUACUGGAUGCAACUUUUGAGAAACUGCAGGGGGAAAACGGUGGUUUGGCAAAAGCCCUGCGAUCUGUUGAAUGUGGAGUUUGUUUGAGGGGUGAGAAAAUAUGUCAUUUCGGAGUCGUGGUUUAUUCCCACGUAAGAGAAGGCGCACCAAUGAGAGGCUUUUACGCUCCACCCUACCUGCCUCCUUCCCGACCCCCACCUCUCCUUUUCCAUCCACAUACUCACUAGUAACCACGACCUGCAGCCUGCCACAUCUGGAGCCGCUUUCCAACACGACAAAACUUCAACUUUUGCAUUCGCUGCGCGCUGCUUUACUUAUGCGCUCGUGAGCCGUUCGUGCGUCAGGGCGACUUUGUCUCUUUUUCCGUAGUAAGUAAAAAAUAAAUUCCUUCAUUUAGAUUGAUUUUUACUUCACGAUUGUAACACGCAGCUCGUCGGGGAGUUUCGUACAUGCAGUCGUUGGUUGGUUGUCUUUCGGCUUCGGAAAUGUCAAACAUGACACAUUUCCACGCUGCGUUUUGAGCGCAUGGAGCCGGAGCGAGAGACGCGUAAAGAACGGCGGAGCGCAGCUGCAGCCUGCCGUGUUCAUUAACACAAAUCCGGAAGAUCCAUUCACUCAGAGUGAUAACUCCACCUUAGUGACAAAUGUUAAGAGUGAUUCCAGUGUGAGAGCCGGUCGGUUGUAGAUGGCUGUCUGUGUUGAUGGUUCUGUGAGUCAAAAGCAUAUUGUGAAAUUCAACAGAGGUCGGUGAUGGAGUGACACAUCCCCGGCCUUAUUUUGGUCCAACACUGAUCUAACAUUUGGAAGAGAGGACUGGAAUAAGCCAUAAGGCGCACGGCUCCAUACUGAAGUGUUUAAGUUAGUCUGAGGGGAAAUUUAAAAGACCUAAAAAUACAGCGUUGGUUUCUUCCCUACAAAGAGUCAUUUGAACUUCCCACCGCAGAGCGACAUAAAUAGUUCUGACAUGUGGAUGUAAUUUCAGAAGAGGAAAAAAGACAGAUGCAGAGAAAUAAAGAGAGCGGCCGCAGCCUGGGCAUAUAGUAAGAUUAUAAGAAAUUAAAACGAGGGCAGAGCGACGAGAUUUCAGAGUUAUGAUUUCACAAGCAGCCGUUAGCACCGAGCAGCCAGAUGGAGUAAGAAAGCAAAACUGUCACUACUUUGAAGAGAGUUAAACAAAAACAAAGACCGUCUUCUCUGAGCAUCAGCAGCCGCUGUUCGAGCCCUGAAAGGAGUCAGGGAUGGGAUCCACACUGCUGCUCCACCACCUGGACCUUCUCCUCAUCUCACUUCUCAGCAUCAUAUGUCUGGUUUGCUCGGAUGAUGUGCUGACGAAGGAGGAACAGAUAGGACUGUUGUUCAAAGCCAAGAGGAAGUGUGAGGAUAACAUCAAGGUGAAGCAGAAGAUCCCUGAUGGAUUCUGCUCUCCAGAGUGGGACGGUAUAGUGUGCUGGCCUGAAGGACCUCCAGGAAAGCUCGUGUCCACUGCCUGUCCAGAAUACAUCUACGACUUCAACCAUAAGGGACUAGCAUAUCGUCGGUGUGACAACAAUGGAACAUGGGAACUGGUUUCGGUCAACAAGACGUGGGCCAAUUACAAUGAAUGUGCAAAAUUCCUCUACCAUUACAACCACAGUCAGGAGAAGGAAGUCUUUCACCGCCUGUAUCUCAUCUACACAGUGGGUUACUCCAUUUCUCUGGGAUCACUCAUGGUUGCCGUGGUCAUCUUGGGAUAUUUCCGACGUUUACACUGCACCAGGAACUACAUCCACAUGCACCUCUUCGUUUCCUACAUGCUCAGAGCGAUUAGCAUCUUUGUGAAAGAUGUUGUUCUUUACUCUGGAUCAUCCUUAGAGAACAUGGAAAGAGUCACGGUGGAAGAACUCAAGUCCAUCACUGAGGUGCCGCCAGCCAACAAAACACAUUUUAUUGGCUGCAAAGUGGUUGUGACCUUGUUCAUGUACUUUCUGGCGACCAAUUACUACUGGAUCCUUGUUGAGGGUCUUUACCUGCAUAGCCUCAUUUUUAUGACCUUCUUCUCAGACCGAAAGUAUCUGUGGGGCUUCACUCUGAUUGGCUGGGGGGUACCAGCUAUGUUUGUGACCGCCUGGGCAACUGUAAGGGCCACGUUUGCUGACACAGAGUGCUGGGACCUAAGUGCAGGCAAUUUGAAAUGGAUUUAUCAAGUGCCCAUCCUGGCUGCCGUGGUGGUUAAUUUUAUUUUAUUCCUGAACAUCAUCAGAGUUUUGGCCACCAAACUGCGAGAAACAAACGCAGGACGGUGCGACACAAGACAGCAGUACAGAAAACUGUUGAAGUCCACAUUGGUGCUAAUGCCACUAUUUGGUGUCCACUACAUCAUAUUCAAUGCCAUGCCGUACACGGAAGUGUCAGGAAUUCCCUGGCUCAUCCAAAUGCAUUAUGAGAUGCUGUUUAAUUCAUUCCAGGGCUUCCUGGUUGCUAUCAUAUACUGCUUUUGCAAUGGGGAGGUACAAGCUGAGAUCAAAAAGUCGUGGAGCCGGAGAACGCUGGCACUGGACUUCAAACGAAAGGCUCGCAGUGGCAGUAACACAUACAGCUAUGGACCUAUGGUGUCGCACACCAGCGUGACCAACGUCACUGCCAGAGGACCGCUGGCCCUCCACCUGACAACAAGGCUGGGCCCAGUGCCUGUAAAUGGGCACAGGAACCUGCCCGGGUACGUGAAGAACGGCUCGGUCUCUGAGAACUCCAUCCCGUCGUCAGGACAGGAGCUUCACAUUCCUGAAGAGGAGCAUUCUGCUCAAGUCAAGCCCUGCGACGCUGAGAAACCCUCGCCCGUGGUUGAGGAGGAGAGGGAGACAGUCAUGUGACCGUCAGGCUGUGGAACACACGCCGCUGAACGUGAGUUUGGUGUAUGACUGAUUGCGUUGCCAGUGACAGUUCUUUCUUUCAUUCCUGUGAAUCCAAACAAAAACAUUCCACACUGAUGUGGAUCAAGGCAACAAAAAGGGUCCAUCAUUUUUGACAGCUGUGCUACAUAUUUUAAGAAAGGAAAAAAAACCCUUUUUCUGUGUGGCAAAUGCUCUUUGAAGCACCUGCCACAGUGAAUGUACAUAAAGCUGGAGAGAGACUGGCUUUUCCCAACCUUUUUCACUGCCAUAAGUGUUGAUUUCUUUUGUCAUUUUUUGUCUUUUUAUCAGCAAACUCCCUGCGCUCACGUCUUGUGCAUACAUCAGAGGAACAGCCUUAAUCGUCACAUACGUACAUACGUUGGUGUGAGUGGAAGUAAUAGCUGUUUCAUGAGUCUUUAAAUUAAGUCCGUGUGAGUAGCAUCAGUGUAGAUGUGCAUGUUUCGUCGCACGUGUUCAUGGUUUCUCACUGGUUGUUCCAUUUCAGUGUAUCCACUUCAGUGUUAAAGGAAAGGUACUCAGGUAAUUGAAGUCAUUUGUUGUUGCACACAUUUGAUUUUCCGCUUAAUCAGCAAAA